AUGAAGUUGUUUGGACUGCUCGCGGCGGGAGCUAUCCAACUGCCGCUUCAGGUUUUGUCCAUGAGAACCUCGUUAGGUCUCAAGGAGACACUGUUGGCUGUAAACAAGGAGCGUAGUGUCUCCUUUGCUUUGCUGCCGUUCGAUCUUCCAAAUAACACCCUCAUUUCUCAAGACGCCUUGACGAACAAUGACCAUUACUCGGGAAUCCUAGGCCCCGAUGGUCGCAUCGGUUGCACGGAAUCAAUGGCUAUUGACAACAACCAAGAGAUCACUGUGGUUUUAGCCUUCUCCAAGUGUCUCGAUGAUACCGCUUUAAGUACUGUGGAGGAGUGGGUGAACCAAGUGAAGGCCGGGAUCACUACAAUUGCCUAUGCAGAGGACCUCAAGAUCACGUUCCAGUCGACCAUGGUGCCAGGGGCUUGUGAAGAACACAGUGAGAAGACCAAAAAGGGUCUCGAGGACAAGGCCAUGGAAAAUCAAGGUGGUGCGGCACCAUCGAAUGCUCCGGAAACGACUGCACCAGACACGGCUAAACCGGACAUGGCUGAACCAGACACGGCCGAACCGCAUACGACUGAACCACCAGUUCUGCUAACUAACAACGUUAUGCCGACAGACCUCAAACGCCUUGAAGCGUUUCCAGGACUCGGUAACGUCGUCGACCUGGCUGAUGACGAUGUCAAACUCGAUGUGAAGCCUAUCGCUGUCAUCUCCUUCGUGACCGGAGAGAAAUCUUACGGUGAGGUGAUGCAAUAUGAGACUAGUGUCCAAGUGUCCAAGACUUUUAACUUCCAUAUCUGCAAGAGCGGUACCAAUUGUGAAGGAACUUUCGAGAACUGUAUCGACCUGCCAGAAGUGGUGGAUCUGUUCAUGUACAACCCGUUCACGGUCACGCGUUCUAUUGAGUGUGCUAACUUGGACGGCGGUGUUCCGGUCACGUAUCUGGAUGACUAUGGCGUUCGUCAAUGCUUCUGCAACUGUCCUGCUGGCCACGUACUUGAAGAGAACGACUAUGGAGCACUUACUUGCAAACAAGUUGAUGACGAAGUGUGCCCCUGUGUCUGGGCUCAGGUAAACGAAUUCAAGUACGCAGUAGAGAACGAUAAAGGAACGUGCUCUUUCAAGAACUUUGCAACGGAUUCCGUCCUAUCUGUGCCGUUCCCGACCGACGGCUACGUUGCCGACAAGCGGGAUACAUUGAAAGAAGGGUACCAGAACCCGCGCAUUACAGUGACGGCAGAGCGAGAACAAUUCGCUGAGUACAAGGGGUCCGACGUUGAAAGUGUUGUCGGUGUUGGUAGGUCGUUGCCACUGACUUUCGAUGAAGUCGUGGGGCUGUCUUCUAGUGCCUCAAACCUUCAACCUGUUGUGGCUCCUGCGCAUAAAACCAGAACGCACUCGGCGGAGUAUCCGUGGAAGGAGUAUCAGAUGAACCGAGUUGCCCAUAUUGACGACUUGGAAUUCACAUCCUACGGCAAGUACAAGCUCGAGGUGAGCGCCUACGACUAUUUCUCCAGUGCUACCUGUGAAGGUUGUCUUGUCAUUGUUGAUAAAUACCGUCCGAAGGCUACAACUGAGUGCCCCAAGAGCUUCUGUGACGACGUCGCGGACCCCGUUCAUUGCACCGAGUCAGCAGAGCUAACACCCGAUAACCUCGACAAGGCUAGCGGUCUGGUUAACCAGUACUUCGACUUCGCUAUUAAGGCUAAGAACGAUGCAUGUAGUGUCGACAAUCGGUGUGACGCUGAGUCAUUCAGUCGCCGUGAUUUCUUCGAGAAGGACUACACCGAGCACGACUGCAGCCAAGCUCAUCAAUGCUUCAACAAGGAUACAGUGUUGGAAGAUCUACUCGUGUCCACAAAGACCAAGACGAACCCUCUACUGGAAGAAGACAAUAGCUGCGAUAACACUGAUGCACCUGUGUCUAUUGGGCAGUGCACCAGGUGCUGCAAGAUGCACACUGCGCUUAAGGAAUGGUGGACGGACUAUCGUUGUGGCUCAGAUUACGACGCACGCAACUGCGAGGGUGACAGUGAUCAAACCUGUGACUUCAAGCAGUGUCUAGUGAUGAACGGCGAUACUUUGGCGACGGUGACUGCCUCAAUCACUGAGGAUGCCAAGAAAGAAUCAGAGUCUGUGUUGGCUCAGGUGGAGGACGAAGCGUACCAAACAGUGACGCAAAUUCAUCGCUCAUUGGACUGCACGUCUUUCGGUGGUACCGAUGGAGAGUGCGAGUUCAGAGCAAAGUUGUCGGAGCUUAUCGAGACGACGGAGACGCUCAAUGUCGCCUCAACUUACAGUUCUGGCCAGGCUACAGACUAUGUCUUCUGGCGGUACAAACUCGUCUCAGACGGUGAAUCCUGGCAGUUGUGGAAGACUGGCAAACAAGAGAACUACGGAGAAGUGACGUACGAUAACGACGACGUGCUGACGUUCGCGAACCCGGAGACGAAGAUCACUAUCGAAGCCUGGACGCAGUGCGGUCUAGUCCGUCGCUUCUUCUUCUACGUACACCUUCACGUCAACAGUCCCGUGAGUGUGUGUGAAAAGUUCAACGACAUGUGGUACCAGACGUCCGUGUCGAGACUACCGAUCGGCUCUGGCAUGUGCGCCUACCCUGGUAGUGACUUUGCCGAGCUGACGUUCGACUUCCACCCGAACGCUGGUCUUCAGUAUUCUCGUGAGGAAUUGAGGAUGAAGGUGUCCAAGGUUGAGUGCACAGGAGCUCUGGAAGGCCGUAAGCCGAUUGAUAUCUUGAGUGUGACUCAAGACUCCCCUGAAAUCGUGACCCGGUUCGCUGUCGCGAUGCUGAACAAAGCCACAACUGAAGCCGCGACGGAUUUCCACGUGGAGUGUGUGUUCACGUACGCUAAGUACAGUGGAGCGUCUGCCACCGAGACGUGCAAGCGUGACUUCUCCAUUUCAGACUGUAAGGGUCCAGCGUUUGAUACACCGAACUCUGUGUGUGAGUAUGAAGCGUGUGCUGGUCAAGAUGAGGCUGGACUGUAUGAGGCAUGUGGCGGCACUGUAGUGAAGGCUGAUGAUAAGUGCACUAUCGUAGAGACUGGAGAGAAGCCAUGUUGCCAGGGAUGUGAGAACACGGAGGUCACGUGUGUAGCUCUUCUGGAUCUGCCGAAUACCAACGCAGAUAUCAUGCGGUGUGAACCGAGCGGAGGCGGUGGUGCCUACUCGAGUCCUAGUACCAGCUACGGUGCUGUGCUGUUAACGGAAACAGUGCAAGAACACCCUGCCGCCACGGCUUUGCUCGGAGCCACCGCGUUGAUCGCUGUGGUGGCGCUGGUUGUCGUUCGUCGUCGCGCGGUUGCUUCGUUCUCGGCCCAAACGGCUGAUGAUGCCUAUUACCCGUUGCUUCACUAA
This is a messenger RNA of Phytophthora nicotianae INRA-310, 3378 nucleotides long. RefSeq lists its product as hypothetical. The transcript has a single exon. The coding region runs from base 1 to 3378 and encodes 1125 amino acids. The record is from RefSeq and is a predicted model, not a curated record. NCBI's taxonomy places the organism in Eukaryota, Oomycota, Peronosporomycetes, Peronosporales, Peronosporaceae.